Molecule: messenger RNA, 771 nt
Organism: Wallemia ichthyophaga EXF-994
Lineage: Eukaryota; Fungi; Basidiomycota; Wallemiomycetes; Wallemiales; Wallemiaceae
Product: Pyridoxine/pyridoxamine 5'-phosphate oxidase
Exons: 3
Coding region: 1-771 (256 amino acids)
Biological process (GO): pyridoxine biosynthetic process
Molecular function (GO): FMN binding; pyridoxamine phosphate oxidase activity
Source: RefSeq, a predicted model, not a curated record
AUGACGUCACGGAUCAAUAUAAACACACACAACCAGUACAAGAGCCCGGGAGUGGUGCGCGGAAUGCUAUCCGGUGAUGCACUGGUGCAGUUGCGGGAGUGGUUUGACCACGCAGUGCAAAACGGCGUGGAAGAACCCGAGGCGGUGAAUGUGUCUACGGUGGACAAGGCGGGCAUCCCCAACGCCCGCAUCGUGCUAUCCAAGAGCAUUAGCAGGUUAGGCGUGUCCUUCUACACCAACUACCGUUCCGCCAAGGGAAAUGAGCUAGCGAGUGUGCCGUAUUGCGCCAUGACGUACCACUGGCGCUAUCCACACACAGACGCACACACGCACACACAACGCCAGGUCAGACUCAGAGGCAGGGUGGUUCAGGCGCCAGUGCACGAGUCGCACGCCUACUUCAAUGGCAGGAGUGAGGAGUCGCGGCUGGGCGCAUAUGCCAGUAGACAGAGCAGCGUGCUUCCCCCGCUUAACCACGCAGAUGACGGGAAACAAACGCUUUUGCAGCAGUUGAAGGCGGAAAAGGAUAAAUCAUCCCCAAUCAGUCACUCCUCGCCUGAUUUCUGGGGUGGAUAUAUUCUAGUCCCGUUCCACGUCGAAUUUUGGUCUGGCCAGCCGAGCAGACUGCACGACAGAUUCUUGUAUUCGCGUGAUCCGCAAGACGUGGAGAAGGCAUUGCCAGCUGAUGCAGCCACGCCGAUCGAGAGUGUGGACAAGGUCGCAGACGCGGUAGAAAAGGUCCCAUGGACGAUAGACAGGCUUUCUCCGUAG